Molecule: messenger RNA, 267 nt
Organism: Plasmodium inui San Antonio 1
Lineage: Eukaryota; Apicomplexa; Aconoidasida; Haemosporida; Plasmodiidae
Exons: 1
Coding region: 1-267 (88 amino acids)
Source: RefSeq, a predicted model, not a curated record
AUGGAGCUGGGAGGGCAUCUUCACAAUGAUGGUACCUUAGGAGAUAUUUUCGCAAUAAUGAACGCGAAGGAACAUCUUCAAAAGGAAGCGACAAGUAACCAUCCUGAAAAUACCAGGAGAAAAAAUAAUCUUCAUAAAAAAAAUAAACAAAGGAACAGCACCUUAACCAUGCCGCGGAAAAAGAGCAUAUUCAUGAAGGAAAUCACACCCGAGAGGACAACUUCAAAAUGCAACACACAAGAACAUCUUCAUAUUGACGCGACAUGA